Ochotona curzoniae (black-lipped pika) is the source of this 3172-nucleotide messenger RNA. It is a transcript of the gene KCNC3, whose product is annotated as potassium voltage-gated channel subfamily C member 3. Gene Ontology annotation, biological process: potassium ion transmembrane transport; protein homooligomerization. Bases 1 to 2331 code for a protein of 776 amino acids. The transcript has 4 exons. Gene Ontology annotation, molecular function: delayed rectifier potassium channel activity; protein binding. The record is from RefSeq and is a predicted model, not a curated record. NCBI's taxonomy places the organism in Eukaryota, Metazoa, Chordata, Mammalia, Lagomorpha, Ochotonidae. Gene Ontology annotation, cellular component: dendrite membrane; axon; neuronal cell body membrane.
AUGCUGAGCUCAGUCUGCGUCUCGUCCUUCCGCGGGCGCCAGGGGGCCAGCAAGCAGCAGCCGGCGCCGCAGCCGCCCGAGUCCCCGCCGCCGCUGCCCGCGCCUCCUCCGCCGCCCGCUCCGCCGCCGCCGCCGCAGCCUGCGCAGCCCGGCCCCGCCGCGUCCCCGGCGGGCCCCCCGCCACCCCGCGGGCCCGGGGGCCGGCGCGCCGAGCCAUGCCCCGGGCUGCCGGCGGCGGCCAUGGGGCGGCACGGCGGCGGCGGUGGCGACAGCGGCAAGAUCGUGAUCAACGUGGGCGGCGUGCGCCAUGAGACGUACCGCUCGACGCUGCGCACCCUCCCGGGGACGCGGCUGGCCGGCCUCACGGAGCCCGAAGCGGCGGCCCGCUUCGAUUACGACCCGGGAGCCGACGAGUUCUUCUUCGACCGGCACCCGGGCGUCUUCGCCUACGUGCUCAACUACUACCGCACCGGCAAGCUGCACUGCCCGGCCGACGUGUGCGGGCCGCUCUUCGAGGAGGAGCUGGGCUUCUGGGGCAUCGACGAGACGGACGUGGAGGCCUGCUGCUGGAUGACCUACCGGCAGCACCGCGACGCCGAGGAGGCGCUCGACUCCUUCGAAGCGCCCGACCCCUCGGGCGCCGCCGGGGCCGCCAACGCGGGCGGCGCCCACGACGCGGGCCUGGACGACGAGGCGGGCGCGGGCGGCGGCGGCCUGGACGGCGCGGGCGGCGAGCUCAAGCGCCUCUGCUUCCAGGACGCGGGCGGCGGCGCCGGGGGCCCGCCGGGGGGCGCGGGCGGCGCGGGCGGCACGUGGUGGCGCCGCUGGCAGCCGCGCGUGUGGGCGCUCUUCGAGGACCCCUACUCGUCGCGGGCUGCCAGGUAUGUGGCCUUCGCCUCGCUCUUCUUCAUCCUCAUCUCCAUCACCACCUUCUGCCUGGAGACCCACGAGGGCUUCAUCCACAUCAGCAACAAGACGGUGACCCAGGCCUCGCCGAUCCCGGGGGCCCCACCGGAGAACAUUACCAACGUGGAGGUGGAGACGGAGCCCUUCCUGACGUACGUGGAGGGCGUGUGCGUAGUGUGGUUCACCUUCGAGUUCCUCAUGCGUAUCACCUUCUGCCCGGACAAGGUGGAGUUCCUCAAGAGCAGCCUCAACAUCAUCGACUGCGUGGCCAUCCUGCCCUUCUACCUGGAGGUCGGGCUCAGCGGCCUCUCAUCCAAGGCCGCCAAGGACGUGCUGGGCUUCCUGCGCGUCGUGCGCUUCGUGCGCAUUCUACGCAUCUUCAAGCUCACGCGCCACUUUGUGGGCCUGCGUGUGCUGGGCCAUACGCUGCGGGCCAGCACCAACGAGUUCCUACUGCUCAUCAUCUUCCUGGCCCUGGGCGUGCUCAUCUUCGCCACCAUGAUAUACUACGCCGAGCGCAUCGGCGCCGACCCUGAUGACAUCCUGGGCUCCAACCACACCUACUUCAAGAACAUCCCCAUCGGCUUCUGGUGGGCUGUGGUCACCAUGACCACCCUGGGCUACGGAGACAUGUACCCCAAGACCUGGUCAGGGAUGCUGGUCGGGGCACUGUGUGCCUUGGCUGGGGUGCUGACCAUCGCCAUGCCCGUGCCCGUCAUUGUCAACAACUUCGGCAUGUACUACUCAUUGGCCAUGGCCAAGCAGAAGCUGCCCAAGAAGAAGAACAAACACAUCCCCCGGCCCCCGCAGCCCGGCUCACCCAACUACUGCAAGCCCGAGCCGCCCCCACCACCCCCGCCCCACCCGCACCACGGCAGCAGCGGUGGCAUCAGCCCGCCACCACCCAUCACCCCACCCUCUGUGGGGGUGACUGUGGCUGGGGCCUACCCACCGGGGCCCCACACGCACCCUGGGCUGCUCAGGGGGGGAGCGGGUGGGCUGGGGAUCAUGGGGCUGCCUCCUCUGUCCGCCCCUGGCGAGCCCUGCCCACUGGCUCAGGAAGAAGUCAUUGAGAUCAACCGGGCAGGUGAGGUGGACCCUCCACUCUCCCCUUUUGUCUCUGGCACAGAUCCUCGCCCCAAUGGGGACCCAGCAGCAGCUGCGCUGGCCCACGAGGACUGCCCCGCUAUCGAUCAGCCCGCCAUGUCUCCAGAGGACAAGAGCCCCAUCACACCUGGAAGCCGGGGCCGCUACAGCCGCGACCGAGCCUGCUUCCUACUCACCGACUACGCCCCUUCCCCUGACGGCUCCAUCCGGAAAGCCACUGGUGCUGCCCCAAUGACCCCCCUAGACUGGCGUAAGCCAGGCCCCCCAAGCUUCUUGCCCGACCUCAACGCCAACGCCGCGGCCUGGAUAUCCCCCUAGUGGACGAACCCCUUUCCCCCGGGGUAAGUAGCCCCCCACCCAUCCCCUGACUAACCCCUCCCUCCUGACUAACCCCUCUGAGACCAUGCAGACCCCCACUGACUGAGACUCCCACCCCUCACCUUGAACAGCUGCACCCCAUUUACCCCCAGCCCCUGACACUGACCCCCACCUGCCUGCCCACCCCAAGACUCAGCACACCCCUCACUUAACCCCACUUAACCCCCCAGAACUAACCUCACCCCUCCCUGCACACUCAGCACCUGACCUCCGACCCUGCCCUCACAACUGAGCCCCAUCCUCAUCUCCAUCAGCAUUGCUUUCCCUGCCUCCAUCUUGGACUUGUUAGUUCAAUCAGGAAAGGGGAUACAUGCCUAGGUGGUCCCUGUUAGUUGCUGUGCUCAGGGAGCCCCCGUGGGCUGGAGUUGGCAGACCCUGGAGAUCUGUGCUGAUGGGGGUGAGAAAAGUGCCCCCUUGCUCCUCAACUUCCCCCAGCCCCUGGGACUCUGGCCCCAGUAGGGAGGCUCUCUGUGCAGAUGGUGAUGGGGAGGCCUGAGGCACAGACUGGAGGAGGAGGGGGAGGAGGAGGAAGAGCGGAUCAGGAGGCAGAGGGUCCAGGGGAAGAGGAUGUGGCUUGAGCUGGGCCCAGAGAGGAAGGAGCAAGGCAGGGAGAGCUGGGGGGCCAAGGGGCAAAGGGGACAGGCAAGAAGGUGAGCUCAGGGUGAGCCAGCAAGCAGAGGUCACCCCAGCUCUUUUCCUGGCAUUUGUUUGUUCAAUGUUCUUGAGGACGCUUGCACUGGAGAGAACUGGCAGCCAACCAGGCAAGAAACCUGCCUUGCUA